CUUAUCUCCUAUUGGUUGUUUUCGUUCCUUUAUGUAUUUGGGUUGUUUGUUUCCGGGUCAUCAACAUGGCUGCUUUCGGUGCGAACAUGUGAGUGUGUGGAUGGAGGAGAUCAGGAGAUAUUCAUAGAUCAGGUUUGAGAAAAUAUUUGUAUUGAAGCACCAUGGCGUCAGCAGAGGCGGAUUUCCCUCGUGGUGGCCCAGCCAAGAAAACCUCUGAGAAACCUCUGAAGCCUCGUGUGGAAGUGGACAAUCUUUUUGAGACUCGUGAACCCGUAGUGAAAAAGAAGAAGAAAUCUCAGAGCAAGCAUGAAGAUGAAAAGGCGGCCAAGAGGCAAAAAACCGAAGGUGCUCUGAAGCUAAACACGGCGAACAACGUGGAUAUUCUCCAUAUGAAGAAUCUGAAGGUGGGCACCAUGAUGCUCGGCUGUGUAAGGGAGCUCUUGAACUUUGAGGUUGUACUCGGUCUCCCUAAUGGUCUUAAAGGCUACAUGCCCGUCUCUAGUGUCUGUGAGGCCUACACAAAGAUCUUGAGCCAUGCACUGGACUCUGGGACCGAUCUUGAGGAAUUUGUGUCUCCCUCCAACCUCCUCACCCCAGGCCAGUUGGUCAGAUGUGUGGUUUCAUCCCUGGAAUUGUCCAAAGAGGGUUUUAUCAGUCUUAAAUUGUCUAUCAACCCGAAAGAGGUGAACAAGGAGCUCAACUCCAGCUCUCUGAAAGCAGGCAUGACUCUCAGUGGUUGUGUGGAGAGCAUCGAGGAUCACGGUUACCUGAUCGACAUUGGAGUGAGUGGAACCAAAGCUUUCCUGCCCAAAGAGAAAGCAAACGAUAAAACCGAGGCAACUAAAAGAGAUCUGAUAGUAGGGCAGUACAUGAUGGUCUUACUGGAGGAGGUGAAGAAUGAGGGACGGGUGGUGCGUCUUUCUAUAAACCCUACGGCGGUUAAUCAGGCCUGCGCAGAGACGCAGCACGGUUGGACACUGAGUAACCUUUUACCCGGGUUAUUGGUCCAAACCUGCAUCAAGAAGGUCACAGCUCAUGGCCUGAUAGUAACAUUUCUCUCAUCGUAUACCGGACUGGUGGACUUCAUGCACAUCGACCCCGAGAAAUUGUCCACUUACAGUGUAGGGGACGAGGUGAAAGCUCGUAUUCUCUAUGUGGACCCGUCCUCUCGUCUGGUGGGUCUGUCUCUGCGCAGCCACCUCCUACCACCAGGGGGCAUCAUAUUUGACAAUGUAAUGAGUGAGCGAAUAGGUGAGGUGCUGCAUGGUUGCAAGAUGACUGCCGUACACCACCACUCAGGAGCCGUGAUGGAGCUGCCAGAUGGGACCACUGCCUUCGUGCACAAAAGCCAUUUGAAAGAAUCCAAAGAGGUGUUUAACCCAAACCGACUCCUCGCUCAGCCUGAACACACACUGAGGAUAACAGACUACAGCCCAAUGGAGCAGAUCCACAUGGCUACGCUGCGCAAGGCAAUCAUCGAAUCGCCCUUCUACAGCUAUCAAGAUAUUAAACCAGGGCAGAUGGUCGAGGGCACGGUGCAGAGCCUGGAGAAGUACGGCUUGAUUAUCAAAAUCUCAGACCACAUUAAGGGCCUCGUUCCCAGAAUUCACCUGGCGGAUAUAAUCCUCAACAACCCUGAAAAAAAAUACAAGGACGGCAUGAGGCUCAAAUGUAAAGUCUUAUCAGUGGACUACCAAAAUAAGAAGAUCACAAUGAGCAGGAAAAAGGCUCUGAUGGAGACGACACUCCCACUUAUCCUGUCCUAUGCGGAUGCCCGUGUAGGUCUCGUAUCCCACGGCUUUAUCGUCUGCAUCAAGGAUUUUGGCUGCAUCGUAAAAUUCUAUGGUGAAGUUAAGGGCCUGGUGCCGAUGUCUGAGCUGACGUCAGAGCCCUUUGACAACCCGUGUAGUCUCUUUUACAUAGGACAGGUGGUGAAAGCGAAAGUGCUUAAAUGUGAUGUUAAAAAUGAGAAGCUGCUCCUGUCCUUUAAAGCAGUGAGUCAGAGGGACAUCGAGAAGGGCCAACACGUCAAAUUCGACUUUAAAAUCGGAAAGAAAGUGGAAGUGAUUGUACGCAAGAAAAGCGAGACUGCUGUUGAAGUGUCUAUUCUCCCAGAAGACAUACCUGCUCUGCUUCCCACGGCGCAACUUUCUGACCAUGUGUCCAACUGCCCUCUGCUGUUGGCGGGUCUACAGGAAGGAGACACCAUCUCCAAUGUUGUGUGUCUGAACCAAAACAAGGAAAUCAUCAUUCUCAGUAAGAAGCCCCUACUGAUUGCGGCUCUCGAGGCUGAAAACCUGGUUAAGUCUUUCUCUGAGCUGCAGGUGGGGAUGGUGAUGGUGGGCUGGGUGAAGAACAUCAUGCCUUAUGGCGUCUUUGUCAGCUUCCCCCACGGCCUGUUUGGCCUUGCACCUAAAGCUGUUAUGACUGACAAGUUCAUCACUGACACUGCAGGAGUGUUUGAGGUAGGACAGACCGUGCUGGCCAAAGUGACCAACUUGGGAGAGAAGCACCGGUUCUUGAUCAGUCUGAAGGUAUCGGAUGUGAGUUUGGCAGAAUCCAGCGCUCAGGCCAGAAUGAUCCAGGGUCAGCGUGAAAGAUUAGCUGUCUACGACGCAAUGAGCUCGAGAGUUGACUCAGACUUGCUGCAGCAGCUCUCCUCCGUGUCACUGGGAGAUAAACUCAAGAUGACCGUCGACGUGACCAGAGAAGACGGCUCUGUCGUCCUGACCUCUGAUCAGCUCAGCCAUGCCACAGUGCUGGCCUCAAAGUACCACGUAACAGAUGUGAACACAGCACCAGGCAAUCAGGUCACUGCUGUGGUGCUUCACGUUGAUUUUUUGACCUCUGAAGUGCACGUGUCCCUUCUGCCGACGCUCACAGCAAAGAAGAAAAAAUUAACUAAAGGCUCCCAGUAUUCCGACGUCCAGUACGUGGACAAAGACUUUGCCGUGAUCUCAUUGGGCGCCACCGGUCACCUGACCGUCAUUUCCACAUGCAAUCACCUAAACGGAACGUUCCAUUUCGAAUCAGAAAAGCUGUCUGUGGGUCGUAAAGUGACCGUGACUGUAAUUGAACCCAGCAGCGAAGAUUUGGGUAGACAAGCUCUCGUAGACUAUCAGCUAUCAGCUCCUGUAAAAUGCAACCAAACCACGUUUCAGAAUAGAGAUGAAGAUAAUAAAUAUAAGAUCGGGGCCUUUGUGACAGCGACGGUUAAAACCAUUAAACCUCUGUGCGUACUCAUGACUUUGCCGGAUGGAGUCACGGGAAGCGUGCACGUUUCUCAGGUCCAGGAGUCGCCCAAAAUAGGAGGAUUCCCCACGUCGUCUCUUAAGGUCGGCACUGAAGUUAAGGCAAGGGUCUUCGGCGGUCGUGAGAUCAAGAGUCAUAGGUUUCUCCCCAUCACACAUCCCAACCUCGUCUUCUCUAUGCCUGAGCUCACUCUCCUCCCCAGUAAACUGGACAACAGUGUGGACGUCACCUCGCUGGUGAACACGUCUAAAUGGGAGAGCUAUAAACCUGGACAGGAGAUCACGUGCUAUGUAUCUAAAUACAUUCCAAAGACAAAGUGUCUUCAUGUUGAAGUGUCCCCGAAAGUCUUUGGACUGGUGGAGUUGCUGGCAAUGACCACUAAACCUAGAGAGGCAAAUCACCCACAAAAGCUCUUCAAACAUGGCCAGUGUGUCUCCGCGAAGGUCGUCCAGGUCGUCCCCAAAAAGCUUUCCCAUCUCAGACUUUCCCUUAUAGGGACGCACACUCUCGAGAAUGGGGUCGUUACCAUGGGCAUGGUGUGGAAAAUCAACCCCCAGAAGGGCUUGUUUCUGAAUCUGCCGUUCGGGAAUUCCGGCACGGCGUGCAUAACCGAUUUAUCAGACGAUUACGAAAACGCUCCGCUUGAGCAAUACAAAGAAGGCCAGAUGGUCAGGUGCUGUAUCAUUGGUGAAGAACAUGGAAAGUUCCAAGUGUCUUUGCGUCUGUCCAGGAUCCACUCUGGGAAAUUCUUGAAAGUCAAAGAUGUGGACAUCAGCGCUGCCUCUGAGCUCCAGGAGGGACAGAUCAUUCAGGGUUAUAUUAAGAACGUUGGAGAAAUGGGCAUAUUCAUCAGGUUAUCCAGAUCAGUCACAGGAAGAGUCAAGUUCCAACACGCUACAAACUACUUUGCUAUCGAUCCUGAAUUGUUCCCCAAACACGUCUCUCCGAAUGCACUGCUGACAACCAAAGUUCUUAGCAUUGACGCAAAGACCGGCCAUGUGGAGCUCUCUUUGCUCCCCGAGGACACCGGAAAAGCAGACAUUCUCCCAGAAUCCCUUGGGCUUCCACUGCGCCUCAAGGGAAAGGCAAAGGAGAAGCACGACAAAAAAAAUGCUACGAAGAAGCGCAAGAUGUCUGAGAGCCAGCAGAAUGAAGCUGGGCUAAAGAAGAAAUUAAAGAAAGAAGAAAAGGCUGCAGAGUUACCGAAGAAGAAAAAAGUUGCGAAGGAACCACAAGCUGAAGAUCAGGAUAGUGGAGUCGAGGUGUAUUUCAGAGAAAAAGACAAGAACAAAACAAAGAAAGAGGGUAAAAGUAAAGCUGCAGCCCCAGAAGAACCAGGCAGGCUACAGGUAGCAUCUGAUUUCUCCUGGGACAUAGGGCUGAGCUCUCUCAAACCUGCAUCUUCUGCCCAAAAUGCAUACGAGUCCAGCGACGAAGAGCAGGACGAUCACAGCAAGACACAGAAAAAGUCUCGGCGGGAGGCGGAGCUGGAACGUAAGGAGGCGGAGCUGAAGCUCAGCAAGCUGGAGGCGGAGCUCAUGGAGCCCUCGGCCCGACCGGAGAGCGCGGAGGCGUUUGAGCGGCUGCUGCUCUCGUCACCAGACUCGUCUCUGCUCUGGCUGCAGUACAUGGCAUUCCAGCUGCAGGCCACCCAGAUCGAGCAGGCUCGUGCUGUCGCCGAGAGAGCCCUCAAAACCAUCUCCUUCAGGGAGGAGCAGGAGAAGCUGAAUGUGUGGGUAGCUCUGCUCAACCUGGAGAACAUGUACGGUACUGAAGAGAGUCUUCAGAAAGUGUUUGAGCGAGCCAUUCAGUACUGCGAGCCAAUGCCUGUUUACCAGCAGCUGGCAGAUAUUUACGCCAAGUCCAACAAGCUCAAGGAAGCAGAGAACUUGUAUAAGAACAUGGUGAAGCGUUUUAGGCAGGAGAAGGCCGUGUGGCAAAGUUACGGAUCCUUCUUGCUGCGUCAGGGCCAGAGCGACGCCGCCAAUGCUCUCCUCCAGAGGGCACUGCAGAGUCUGUCCAAUAAAGAGCAUGUGGACUUGAUCAUCAGAUUUGCUCGGCUGGAGUUCCAGUACGGGAACGAAGAGCGAGCCAAGGCUAUGUUCGAAAAAGUCCUGAGCAGCUAUCCAAAACGUACUGACCUGUGGUCUGUUUUUCUAGACCUGAUGAUGAAGCAUGGCUCGCAGAAAGAUGUCCGGGCCCUAUUUGAUCGUGUGGUCCACCUGAGUGUGUCUGUAAAGAAGGUCAAGUUCUUCUUCAAGCGCUACCUUGACUACGAGAAGAAGCACGGCACACCCGAGAGCAUCCAAACAGUGAAGCAAAAAGCUCAAGAGUACGUGGAGUCAAAAGGAGCCGACGCUGCAAACUAGAACAGUCAGUCAUUUUGGAACUGUUCAUCCCAGGAACCAAUAAACAUGAUGACAAUAAUCCUGAUCGAGUGCAUCUGGAAGGACGGAAUGUCUCUUCAUUAUGCUUUUAUGUCUGGUUCCAUGUAAAAUUGCAUCUGCUUGUCUGGAUUGUUUUGUGGAAUCGAAUUGAUGACUUAAUAGGAUUGAUAUACAUCAGCCUUUCAACCAGAAGAAAACAAAAGCAGAUGAUUUAAAGGCUGGCCAGAAUUAUGAUUUUUUUUAAAUAAAUGGAACAGAAAAAUGGAA
Silurus meridionalis is the source of this 5906-nucleotide messenger RNA. RefSeq names its product programmed cell death 11 (gene pdcd11). Gene Ontology annotation, biological process: rRNA processing. NCBI's taxonomy places the organism in Eukaryota, Metazoa, Chordata, Actinopteri, Siluriformes, Siluridae. The record is from RefSeq and is a predicted model, not a curated record. Gene Ontology annotation, molecular function: RNA binding; protein binding. Gene Ontology annotation, cellular component: small-subunit processome; nucleolus; nucleus.